UAACCGUUAACAGUAAAGACACCAGUAAAAUAGCCCUUAAUGGCUAAAAAGUGGGAUGUUAAUUAACAUUAAUGAGAGGUAGUCAGGUGAAACGUACGUCGGCACCACCCAAAAUUUUGGCCGCCGAUCUCGCAUCUCACCGGAGUCUCCGGGAAAGACCUUGUGGUCUCCGGCCUGAAUAGCAGAGAACAAACCACAAACUCAUCCAACAAAAAAUCAAACAAGAAGGGGUAUUACCGGCCGGAAGUGAAAUCCGGUGAGAGUUUUCUAAACCAGGAACGAACGGAUUCGGGAAACCGGUGAUACUGAGAGGCGCAGAGCAGAUUCGCCGUGGAUCGACUGUGGCCGACUGUCCGUGCGGCGGGGAAGUGAACUGGGAGAGCCUCAGUGCGGGGCAGUAGAGGAAGAGCACAGAGGACUCGACGGAAUUAGGGAUUGUGGACAGAUCCGUAACUCUGUCCGAAACGGCGUCUUAUGCGGCCGUUUUCCCGCCGGUGGACGCGCAAUGAGCGCCAUCAGGACCAAGCUUCAUCACCAACUCCAGACCGUCACGGCGAGAAUUCCCGUCGUCAAUUCGACGGCGGCCACCAGAGGCGGGGUUCAACCAUGGAACAGUCGAUUAAGGGAGCUAGCAAAGAAGUCACUCUUCUCAGAAGCCCUGUCUGUCUACCUCCAAAUGCUUCGCUCCGGUGCAUCCCCGAACGCAUUUACUUUCCCGUUCGCACUCAAGUCAUCCGCCGUGCUUUCUCUCCCCGUCACCGGAGAACAGCUCCAUGGCCAAGCGAUCACAACGGGUUGUUUGUUAGAACCCUUUGUCCAGACCUCUCUGAUAUCAAUGUACUGCAAGUGCAAUUUUGUUGACGUUGCGCGCCAGGUGUUUGAUGAAAAUCCCCUGUCCAGGAAGCUCACGGUUUGCUACAAUGCUUUGAUUGCUGGGUACGCCCUGAAUCUCAGAACGAAGGAUUACAAAUUUUGUUCACAAGUAUCUUGUCAUCAUUGUGCUUUCUAGUUUUUUGCCAAACCAUUAAAAAAAACAAGUUAAUCAUGCCCCAUAGAGCCAGCUUAGGAUUUACAAUUUUUUAGUUUAUCUCCGAGCUAAUCCAACUGAAAGUUAACGUGUUUGUGUUGCCCGAAUCUGAAACCUGCGUUGCUAGUUGCCAUUGCUCUGCACAUGUUUCAUUCUCACCUUAUGAGAAAUAUACAAGUUCAAUUUAU
Molecule: messenger RNA, 1215 nt
Organism: Linum trigynum
Lineage: Eukaryota; Viridiplantae; Streptophyta; Magnoliopsida; Malpighiales; Linaceae
Source: the annotation of a GenBank genome assembly